CUUGCUUUUUGGCGGGCUAUAAAAAAACUGUUGGCUUACAACCAAAGUCUGCAUAGGCAAACAUUACCUUGUAAUCUUCUUCUUCCUCUGAGUCACUACUGAAUAAUCGUUUUUCUUGAGGCAUAUUUAUAUUUUUUUUAAAAAAAAAAGGGAAAGAAAGGGAAGAAAAAAAAAUUAUGCUUGUCGCGACUCAGAAACGUAAAUCAAGUCACUGUUCAGUCUUUAUCUGCUUUUUCCAUAUUUUCAAAUAACUCAAUGAGUAACAGAUUACCGAUUUCUCUCUCUCCUUCUUCGUCUACCUCUAAUAAAGUUGCCUUGAAACCCAAUGAAUACACAAAAGGUCUGGACCAAGAACAUAUCGUCCGCUUGACUGAAGAUGCUUACAGGCAUUUUGCAGACUAUACCAAAGCCGAGUUAAAGUUGACGGUCCAGGACUGUCAGUUAUUGACGACCAUGAACGAAUCGACCAAGGAGAAAUAUGUUCAAAUGAGCCAAAUGAGUCAACGUUUAAUGAAGGAAAUGUCUAAACUACAAAAUGCUUAUAUGGAUUUCUCGAGUUUUAUUGAACAAAUUGAACAAGUGCAUCAGCAAUCUAUUGAAAUGGAAAAGACAGCCAAAGCGUUGGAUGAAUAUUCCAGAUAUCUAGAACUCAAGCUUUUAAAAAUCAACUCUACCGUGACUCACAAGAAAUAAAAAAACAAUCCGUCCUAUUUUAAUAGGAGAUUAAAGAACACAGGAUAUAACCUAGCGGUUUUUUUUAGUUUUUUCUU
Messenger RNA from Mucor mucedo, 770 nucleotides. RefSeq names its product biogenesis of lysosome-related organelles complex-1 subunit 2-domain-containing protein. The transcript has 4 exons. The record is from RefSeq and is a predicted model, not a curated record. Gene Ontology annotation, molecular function: gamma-tubulin binding. Gene Ontology annotation, cellular component: BLOC-1 complex; gamma-tubulin complex; BORC complex. NCBI's taxonomy places the organism in Eukaryota, Fungi, Mucoromycota, Mucoromycetes, Mucorales, Mucoraceae. The coding region runs from base 256 to 693 and encodes 145 amino acids. Gene Ontology annotation, biological process: lysosome localization; endosomal transport.